Messenger RNA from Habropoda laboriosa, 1215 nucleotides. RefSeq names its product arf-GAP with dual PH domain-containing protein 1-like. The record is from RefSeq and is a predicted model, not a curated record. Bases 25 to 1182 code for a protein of 385 amino acids. Gene Ontology annotation, molecular function: GTPase activator activity; phosphatidylinositol bisphosphate binding. Gene Ontology annotation, biological process: positive regulation of GTPase activity. The transcript is spliced from 6 exons. NCBI's taxonomy places the organism in Eukaryota, Metazoa, Arthropoda, Insecta, Hymenoptera, Apidae. Gene Ontology annotation, cellular component: plasma membrane; intracellular membrane-bounded organelle.
AUUGCUGUUUGUCAGUGUUUUAAGAUGGCGGACUUAAACGAGAAGUUGCUAGUAGAACUCCUUAAAAAGCCUGGUAAUAAUGCGUGCGCGGAUUGUGGGGCAAAGAAUCCAGAAUGGGCUUCUUAUAACAUAGGAAUAUUUGUGUGCACAAGAUGCGCAGGUAUACAUAGAUCGAUGGGUGCACAUAUAUCUAAGGUUAAACAUUUAAAACUGGACAGGUGGGAGGAUUCUCAAGUAAAUAGGAUUAGAGAAGUUGGUAAUAUUGCAGCUAGACUUCAUUAUGAAGAACGUGUACCUCCUUGUUACCGCAGACCAAGCCCAGAUGCACCACAAGUAUUGGUAGAACAAUGGAUAAGAGCUAAAUAUGAAAGGGAGGAAUUUUGUCAUCCAGAGAGGCAAAAUCAUUACGUUUCUGGGUUUAUGGAAGGAUUUUUAAUGAAACGUGGCAAAGAAGAUUCACGUUAUCAUCCUCGAAAAUUUGUUCUUUGUGAGGCAGAAGAUACUCUCAAGUAUCAUGUUAAAGAAAAUAAGGAACCUAAAGCAGUUCUUAGAAUAUCAGAAUUAAAUGUAGCUUUUGCUCCACCCAAAACUGGUAAUCAAAACAGCCUACAAAUAUCAUUCAUGAAGGAUGGUACAACAAGACAUAUCUAUGUAUACCAUGAAGAUCCAGAAGUAAUAACAAAUUGGUAUUUGGCAAUACGAUGCGCUAAACUACAUCGCCUGCAGGUUGCAUAUCCAGGGGCAACUGAGGCUGAAUUACUUUCGCAGCUUACCAGGGACUUUCCUCGUGAAGGGUUUUUAUGGAAAACUGGACCUAGGCAUACAGAUGCCUAUAAAAAGAGAUGGUUCACAUUAGAUGGACGAAAACUGAUGUAUCACGAUGAUCCUAUGGAUGCACAUCCGAAAGGUGAAAUCUUCUUAGGUCAUAGUUCCGACGGUUUUGCAGUGAAAACAGGAGUACCCCCAGGUGCAAGAGAUCAGGGGUUUUCAUUUACUCUUGAAACACCAGAUCGGUUCUAUCUUCUUUCUGCUCAAAGUGAUGAUGAUAGAACACAGUGGAUGAAUGUAAUUCAAAAAGUGAUAGACAAGCCACUUACUCCACAGGACGCAACUGUGGCAGCACGUCUUAUAAGGAAACGCACAGCUAGUGGAACAAUGAAUAUAUUUUCUUCUACAAGGUAGGGCUGGAUCCCUCUUAGGUGCUUUUCCUAAUUG